Charadrius vociferus (killdeer) is the source of this 2792-nucleotide messenger RNA. It is a transcript of the gene ATG9A, whose product is annotated as autophagy related 9A. Gene Ontology annotation, biological process: protein localization to phagophore assembly site; autophagy of mitochondrion. Gene Ontology annotation, cellular component: autophagosome; phagophore assembly site. NCBI's taxonomy places the organism in Eukaryota, Metazoa, Chordata, Aves, Charadriiformes, Charadriidae. The record is from RefSeq and is a predicted model, not a curated record.
CUCCGUGGCAUCACAUCGAGAACCUGGACCUCUUCUUCUCUCGCGUUUAUAAUCUGCAUCAGAAGAAUGGCUUCACCUGCAUGCUCAUUGGAGAGAUCUUUGAACUCAUGCAGUUCAUCUUUGUGGUGGCAUUUACCACCUUUCUUAUCAGCUGCGUUGAUUACGACAUCCUCUUUGCCAACAAAGCAGUAAAUCACAGCCAGCAUCCCAGUGAGCCCAUUAAAGUGACUCUGCCAGAUGCCUUCCUGCCUCCAAAUGUCUGCAGUGCAAGAAUCCAGGCAAACAGCUUCCUCAUCUGCAUCUUGGUGAUAGCUGGGGUUUUCUGGAUCCACCGACUCGUCAAAUUUAUCUACAACAUUUGCUGCUACUGGGAGAUUCACUCUUUCUACAUCAAUGCCCUCAAAAUCCCCAUGUCCACCCUGCCGUACUACACCUGGCAGGAGGUGCAGGCCCGCAUCGUGCAGAUCCAGAAAGAGCACCAGAUCUGCAUCCACAAGAAGGAGCUGACAGAGCUGGACAUCUACCACCGCAUCCUCCGCUUCAAGAACUACAUGGUGGCCAUGGUGAAUAAGUCACUGCUGCCCAUCCGCUUCCGCCUGCCCCUGUUGGGAGACACUGUAUUCUACACGCGGGGGCUCAAGUACAACUUCGAGCUCAUCUUCUUCUGGGGGCCCGGCUCCCUCUUUGAGAAUGAGUGGAGUCUGAAGGCCGAGUACAAGCGGGCUGGGAACCGCCUGGAGCUGGCUGAGAAGCUCAGCACUCGCAUCCUCUUGAUUGGCAUUGCCAACUUCCUCCUCUGCCCCCUCAUCCUCAUCUGGCAGAUCCUUUACGCCUUCUUCAGCUACACAGAGAUUCUGAAGCGGGAGCCGGGCAGCCUGGGUGCCCGCUGCUGGUCUCUCUACGGCCGCUGUUACCUCCGUCACUUCAACGAGCUGGACCACGAACUGCACUCACGCCUCAGCAAGGGGUACAAGCCAGCUUCCAAGUACAUGAACUGCUUUAUCUCCCCGCUCCUCACCAUCGUGGCCAAGAAUGUGGCCUUCUUUGCUGGCUCCAUCCUGGCUGUGCUCAUCGCUCUCACCAUCUAUGAUGAGGACGUGCUGGCGGUCGAGCACGUCCUGACCACAGUCACCCUGCUUGGGGUGGGCAUCACAGUGUGCAGGUCUUUCAUCCCUGACCAGCACCUGGUGUUUUGCCCAGAACAGCUGCUGCGAGUCAUCCUGGCGCACAUCCACUACAUGCCUGACCACUGGCAGGGCAAUGCCCACCGCUACGAGACCAGGGACGAGUUUGCCCAGCUCUUCCAGUACAAAGCGGUCUUCAUCCUGGAGGAGCUCCUGAGUCCCAUCAUUACCCCUCUGAUCCUCAUCAUCUGCCUGCGUCCCAAGUCCUUGGACAUCGUUGACUUCUUCCGCAACUUCACCGUGGAGGUGGUGGGCGUGGGUGACACCUGCUCCUUUGCCCAGAUGGACGUGCGCCAGCAUGGCCACCCGGCGUGGAUGUCUGCAGGAAUUUCCAUUUACCAGCAGGCCGAAGAUGGCAAGACGGAGCUCUCCCUCAUGCACUUUGCCAUCACCAACCCCAAGUGGCAGCCACCCCGCGAGAGCACGGCCUUCAUCCGCUUCCUGAAGGAGCGGGUGCACCGAGACAGCAGCGUGGCGCUGGCUCAACAGGCUGUGCUCCCCGAAAACGCCCUCUUCAGCUCCAUCCAGUCCCUCCAGUCGGAGUCAGAGCCUCACAGCCUGAUUGCCAACGUCAUAGCGGGUUCAUCGGCACUGGGCUUCCACAUGGGCCGGGAUGGACAGGGCUCCCGCCAUCUCUCCGAAGUGGCCUCGGCCCUACGUUCCUUCUCACCGCUCCAGUCUGCCCAGCAGCCUCCCAGCAGCUUCCAAACGGCUGGAAGGGAUGGAGAGGGAGCCCAGCCUCGGGGCGCCAGUGCCAUGACGGCCUCUGGUGCCGAUGCGAGGACCGUGAGCUCGGGGAGCAGCGCCUGGGAGGGUCAGCUACAGAGCAUGAUCCUGUCGGAGUACGCCUCCACCGAGAUGAGUCUCCACGCACUCUACAUGCAUGAGUUGCACAAGCAGCACGCCCAGCUGGAGCCCGAGCGGCACACUUGGCACCGGCGAGAGAGUGACGAGAGCGGGGAGAGCGCCCACGAGGAGCUGGAUGCUCAGCGGGGUGCCCCCGUCCCCAUCCCUCGCUCUGCCAGCUACCCUUUUGCCUCGCCGCGGCAGCCUGCCGAGGAGACGGCCACGCUGCAGACCGGCUUCCAGCGGCGAUACGGUGGUAUCACAGACCCGGGCACAGUACACAGAGCCCCAUCACACUUCUCCCGCCUCCCUCUGGGAGGCUGGGCUGAGGACGGGCAGUCAGCGAGACACCCAGAGCCCGUGCCAGAGGAGAGCUCAGAGGAUGAGCUUCCACCGCAGAUCCACAAGGUGCUACAUCCCCUCUCUGUCUUACAGGUAUAACCUUGUAGACUGGGGAUCUCGUGGGGGUUGCAGACUGGGAGCCGCCUGGGCAGUAGGAUGUGGCGUCAGCCUGAUUAUUCUCCCGUCCUGAGUGGACAGGAUAGUCCUGGGCUCCAUUUUGUUGCCAUCAAUUGCCGAAGAGACAAAACUGCCAGGCCGGCGGCAUUGUGGUGGCACCUUGUGUCCAGCCAUGUGUCAAGUCAACGCCACUCUGACUCUUGUGGGGUGAAUGCGUGUGUGAGUACAUACAUGUGUCUGUGUUCACAUCUGUGUCGUCCGUGUCGGAGGAUCGCUGCAGAGCCUGCGAAAGCUGACGUGACC